This is a messenger RNA of Schizophyllum commune H4-8, 1837 nucleotides long. RefSeq lists its product as uncharacterized. Gene Ontology annotation, cellular component: membrane. The transcript is spliced from 7 exons. The record is from RefSeq and is a predicted model, not a curated record. The coding region runs from base 191 to 1675 and encodes 494 amino acids. Lineage: Eukaryota; Fungi; Basidiomycota; Agaricomycetes; Agaricales; Schizophyllaceae.
GCGAUCUUGUCCUCGACCCUCAUCAUCUCACCAAUUCCCUUUCGCAUCUGCAACCAUAUCCCAGGCCCCUCUGACUUGGUACUUGUUGCUCAGGCUAGGCCGCGAAGGCCAGAUUCCGCCUCGUCCUGCUGCGCAGUGCGAACCGCUCUACGGGCAUCCGAUACACAACUUCCCCCUGCUUUAGCCUACAAUGUCUGCUACGACCAUAUUCGAACAUGCUUCCAUCUUAUGCAUAAGAGGGGGAUUCUUCCUUGGGUGCCGCAGAUACCUCCUUCAUAGUCUAUACGCCGAUCUGCAAGACCUAUCCCUACCUUCUGUUCCGGCUACUGAUGCAGCGCCAAAGUCCCCCGAGAUCGAGCUGGAGUCACUUCCCAUGCCGUCCGGCGCGCCAGCGCAGCAGUCGACGCGAUCGACGCUGCACUCGACAGUGUCGCGCAACAUCUUCGCGCUAUGCUUCUCCGAGACGUGCACGAUGUUCUUCCUUCUCAUGUUUCAAGGGCUGAGCAUAUUCCAACCAAGCGUCCGACUCCUACAAUGGCAGAUCUCCCUCGCGCUCCUGCUCACGACCAUUAUCCUCAUUAUCCCAUCCUCAAUAAGUCUCGUCCUCUCCGUCGGUGCCACCACCCGUGACGCGUCGCCCUCGCGCAUCUGCGGUCCCCGCCUCCUUCUCAACCUCAUCCCCGUAAUCCUCUACCUCUUCGCGCUCUCCUAUAUCCCCCUUCCCGCCGCCCUCGCCUCGUCCGGCUUCUCUGCCUCGGUCCUCGCGCGCCUUGUCGUCCUCGGCACUACCAUCCUCGGCCUACUCUCGGGCUUUGGAGCCAUCAGCACGGCGUGGCCGUACCUACCUUUCGUCAGCAGGAAGAAGAGCCUGCCGACAGAGCAGGAUCUACGGCAGGCGGAGCAUAGCUUGGAUCGCAUACGGGCGGAUUUGGCGACGCUGAAUGGCGAAAUCACGAGAACGUCGGCCAGCUCGACAGAUGGAUCGUGGAUAUCGAGGGUAGCGACGAACUUUAGGGGUGGGGAUGGAAGAGCACAAGAGCUGAAGGGUCUUCGUGCUCUCGAGGCGGAGAUGAGCCGCAACUACGAUGACCUGACGCGGCGCUUUCACGAGCACGCGUACAGGCGCACGUUCCGUGGGCGAGUUGCUGCCGUGGUUGGGCGCCUAUUUGCGGUAUACUGUGUGGUGCGGGUAGUCAGCUCUGCCGUUCACCUCCUCUUUCCGAGCAAUGCUGGAUACAAUACGACGACGUCAGACCUGCUUACGGACCUCCUUGCGUACUCGCUUUCUAUCGUGUCGCGGGAAGAGGUGAUAGCGCGAGAUGAUGUUGCACUUAUUUCGAGGCAAAUCAGUCUAGCUCUGGUCGGCGUGAUCAUCUUGACGAGUUUGAGGCUGGUGCUUCGCGGAGUGACGAGGGCUCUGCAAGUAACAAGUCGAAACUUGGGCGCGUCGCUCAUGCUGCUGAUGCUCGCUGAGCUCAUGGGCAUCUACCUACUCUCCACCAUCGUACAACUGCGAACCUCCUUCCCGCCAGGAAACGCGGAGGCCAAUCUCUUCUCGACAAUCCCAGCGUACGAGGUCUUUGGCCCUCUGUUCGACUUGUCCUUCUUGGCAUCGACAGCUGCAUCUGUCUUUGUGCGCUGGACGGCAGAUAAGGUGGAUGUGUUGGGGAGGUGACCGCGAUAAGGUUACGUCGGAGAGAUUAUUGGACUGGGCAGGAGGUGGCUGGGUAGUUUCUGUACAAUCCCCUGCGCUAUGGACGCUCUUCAGACAGUCGAUAAUCGCUUGAACGCCUAAAGCAUUUCGGAAAUUGCCGCUCAUCUCGAGCAUGUGAUUGUG